AUGGCGGGGUCAACUUUACAGUUCUCGAAGCCCAUGAGCAUCAAAGAAAUCUCCGCAAAGGCCUCAGAUUUUGAAUUUAAUCCUACUAUCGCAUUGAAAUAUUGGUUGAGAACAGCCGAUACACUUCUAAGAGAGGCUUAUAUUUAUCAAGCAGAGGACAACGAUCAACAAGCAUAUCUUCUGUUUAUGCGAUAUGCUGCCCUAGUUGCAGAAAAGUUGCCCGGUCAUCCAUUUGCAAAAGCUCCGGAAAAUAGAAGUGCUCUCAGAGCUGCUCAGAAAACCCUCCCAGAUGUUUUGGACGGAUUAGAGAGACUGAAGCCUAGGAUAAAUGCGCGCUACGAUAACUGGCAGAAGGCUUUGGAAAGAAGGAAAGAAAUUCAUGCAGCGCGAGAACAUGAUACAUCGCGACCAUCGUCUCGGGCAGACUUGGCGGCGUCUGAUCCUGCGAUAGCUGGAAAUACAACUACAUUAGGCGCCGCGGAGAAUAGCGACCUGGCCGUGAAGUUGGCGCAUAAGGAGUUUAGAAGAAGAGAUGCUGCGCGACGUGGUACAAGACAAGCGGGUGUUAGUGAGGAAGAGGAGCAAGAAAGACGGACUGCAGGGCUAUGGGAAGACUGGGAGUCAGCAUUGUCUAAAUCUGGUCGUAAUGAUGACGAUGAUGUUAUACGCCGAAAUAUGGAAGCUUCAAGGAGGAGGCUAGAUGGCUCCCAGGAUAUUUCGCCGGACGGGACGAAGAAGAAAUCUGCGAGACCUACACGAUAUGUACAAACCAAGGCUAGGAAUGGUAGUAGCGCAUACCGCUAUCCGUCUAUCUCUAAGUCUCAACCACUCGUCAGUGACUCAGGGCCAUUCCCACCUCCCGGUCAUCUUCCUCCAAAGCCGCCCAAGGAAGAAUUCGAGGCACCGCAUUUGGAUACACCCCCACCACGACCCGAAAAACUAUCAUCAGACACUCACGAGAGUUCACCAUCAGACGUCGUUGGUCAAGACCCAAAAUUCACCUUUCGGCCUUCGGCAUAUCUCGAAAAUGGCAAACCUCUUCGAACAGUCUUUCUACCGCCUACGUUGCGACAACAAUUUCUGGCCUGUGCAGCCUCAAAUACACGGGCGAAUCUCGAAACUUGUGGGAUGUUAUGCGGGACAUUGAUAUCAAAUGCCCUUUUCAUAUCUCGACUUGUUAUCCCGGAACAGACAAGUACUAGCGAUACGUGUGAAACGACUAAUGAAGGUGCCUUUUUCGACUACUGCGCAUCUGAGGAUCUAAUGGUCUUGGGAUGGAUACACACUCAUCCUACUCAAAGUUGUUUCAUGAGUAGUCGAGAUCUGCAUACACAUUGUGGAUAUCAAAUCAUGAUGCCUGAGAGUAUCGCAAUUGUUUGCGCUCCCAGAAUGCCCGCCGUUCUAAAUUGUAAACAAACGGGGCUUUUCCAUCCUCACGAGGAAAGGAAUAUUUACACAGAUGCAUUGCGACCAGGUCAUGUCUUUGAGGCAGAAGGGCUAGAAUUCCAAGUUGUUGACCAACGACCAAACCCAUAA
Botrytis fragariae is the source of this 1536-nucleotide messenger RNA. Its product is annotated as putative endosome-associated ubiquitin isopeptidase protein. Gene Ontology annotation, cellular component: membrane; endosome. The record is from RefSeq and is a predicted model, not a curated record. Gene Ontology annotation, molecular function: metal-dependent deubiquitinase activity; K63-linked deubiquitinase activity; protein binding. Gene Ontology annotation, biological process: protein K63-linked deubiquitination. The coding region runs from base 1 to 1536 and encodes 511 amino acids. The transcript is spliced from 3 exons. NCBI's taxonomy places the organism in Eukaryota, Fungi, Ascomycota, Leotiomycetes, Helotiales, Sclerotiniaceae.